Molecule: messenger RNA, 330 nt
Organism: Microthlaspi erraticum
Lineage: Eukaryota; Viridiplantae; Streptophyta; Magnoliopsida; Brassicales; Brassicaceae
Source: the annotation of a GenBank genome assembly
AUGUGCAUCUCCACUCAGAUAGUGGACUGCCAACUCAACCUGGCGGCACCAUCAAACCCACAGCCUGCAGCUGAACAAAACCCGCACCCUCCUGCGCAGCCCUCUGCUGCACCUCUGCCACUGGAGGUACUCCCGGAGCCCCCUGUGGAACCACUGGCGGAAAACGAGCCAAUAACUGCGUCAGCAAACCCACCACUAAGUCAUCAAGACCCUGAGCCGGAGCACCACCCCAACCCGGAGCAGCCCCCGCUCCCAAACCAACACUCGCAUCCACACUGGCCUCACUCGCCACGGAUACCGACUGGGUCACCGACGCAGUCGCCACACUAG